Molecule: messenger RNA, 330 nt
Organism: Haemonchus placei
Lineage: Eukaryota; Metazoa; Nematoda; Chromadorea; Rhabditida; Trichostrongylidae
Source: the annotation of a GenBank genome assembly
AUGUGGAGGGUUAUGUUCUCGGCGUUAAUCUGUUUCAAGUGCGAAUCGCCAAAGUAUUCGGCUACGACAUUCUCAACUACUGAUGGCUUUUUUCACUUCCACACCACUUUCAUCGCCGAGUUCACGUUACAAUGCAGCAACAACAUCAAGGAUUCCCCCUUCUUUGCCGUUAUCAAUGGUAACAUUUACAACGUAGCUGUUUCCAUUGAGACUGCCAAAUAUCAGGGUCUCACACGAAAGCCCUUCAUCUCUUCCGAAACAGUCGCCCUUAUCGUUUGCGUGGCUGCUCUUUAUUAUGCCGUUAAGCAAAAAUCGGAAAUUACUCAUUAG